Nerophis ophidion (straightnose pipefish) is the source of this 1044-nucleotide messenger RNA. RefSeq names its product GTPase IMAP family member 4. The transcript is spliced from 2 exons. The record is from RefSeq and is a predicted model, not a curated record. Lineage: Eukaryota; Metazoa; Chordata; Actinopteri; Syngnathiformes; Syngnathidae. Gene Ontology annotation, molecular function: GTP binding. The coding region runs from base 1 to 1044 and encodes 347 amino acids.
AUGGAGAAGAGGAAAAAAGGCUCCUCUUUGGAACUGAGACUGAUGGUGGUCGGCAGCAGCGGACCGUCUCAGUUCCAGCUCACCAAUGCAAUCCUGGGAAAGGCGGAGUUUUCCAAGGACAUCUCCAGCAUUUCCGGCAGCAGGAAGAUUGUGGGUGAGCUGGCCGGAAGGCGAGUGGCGGUGAUCAACGCCCCCAACAUCUACGAUAAGGACAUAUCCCGAGUCAAGAGGAAGAUGGAGGUAAGGAGGUCCAAGUGCUUGUCCGUGCCUGGCCCGCACGCCUUCCUGGUGGCCUUCGACAUGGAGAAGAUCUCCCCGAACGACAUCAGGACGCCUCAGCUGAUGAUGAAGCGUUUUGGGAGGCGCUGUUUGAGACACUGCAUCGUGCUGUUGGCCUACGACGGGAACCCGGAAGAAGCCGCCUUGGAGGGAUUGGUGCAGAACACCGAUUGGCCCUUGAGGCAUUUAAUCGAGGACUUUGGCGGCCGCUUUUACAUUUUCAACAAGGACUGGAGGGAGCGCAGCCGCGAGCGAGAGAUGCUGCAGAAGAUCGAGUACCUGGUGGCCUCUCUAGGCGGGGCCUGCUUCUCCAGCAGGACCUUCCAGAAAGCCGAGCGCAGCGUGAAGGAGGAGGAGAAAAGGUUGAUGAAGAAGAUGACGGCAGAUAACGAGAAGGUGAGGAGCGAGUUGGAGAAGAAGUACUUGUCGGAUGAACUGUACCGCCAGAAAGACGCCCACACGGCCAGCGUCAGCGCCGACAUCCGGGCCAAGGCGGAGGUGGACAACGGCUGGCUGAGAACAUCGCUGGUCAGAGGGGUGGGCACGGGCGUGGUGGUGGGCGCUGUCAUGGGGGCGCUUGUUGGCUCGAUAGAGGGGCCGGGGGGCAUGGUUCUCUUCAGUGUCAUCGGGGGCGCAGUGGGUGGCUUUGCAGGGGGCGCGGCUCAAGUCGCCACCAAGCACAUGGAGGACAAAGUGGCUCCUCCUGCCAGACUCAACUUCAACUCCAUCUUCAUUAAUCGUUUCUUUGCAACAACUCGGCCGUGA